This is a messenger RNA of Larimichthys crocea (large yellow croaker), 1423 nucleotides long. RefSeq names its product inhibitor of growth family, member 1 (gene ing1). The coding region runs from base 170 to 1090 and encodes 306 amino acids. Gene Ontology annotation, cellular component: nucleus. NCBI's taxonomy places the organism in Eukaryota, Metazoa, Chordata, Actinopteri, Sciaenidae. The transcript has 4 exons. Gene Ontology annotation, biological process: positive regulation of DNA-templated transcription. The record is from RefSeq and is a predicted model, not a curated record.
GACUCGUUCACGAACGACAGUUCACUAGUCCACACACACACACACAUACACGACCUAGCGUUAGCAACAAGACCGAGAGCAGCAUCACGGAGUGUAAAAACGUUUCCAGAAGGAAAGCUACCAACAUCUUCACGGUGCACAGGUGUCGGCGUGGUCCAGGUGAGCCGAGAUGUUGAAUCCGACCAACGGAGACCCGAGCCACGUCGUCGUGAACUAUGUGGAGGAGUAUUUGGACCUGGUGGAGUCGCUGCCUUUCGAUCUGCAGAGGAGCGUGUCCCUCAUGAAGGAAAUCGACGCCAAGUAUCAAGAUGUUCUGAAGGAGCUCGACGACGCUUACGAACGCUAUCGCCGGGAGUCCGACUCCCUUCAGAGGAGGAAGCUUCAGUUAUCCAUUCAGAGGGCGCUUAUUCGCAGUCAAGAGCUCGGAGAUGAGAAGAUCCAGAUUGCUGGUCAAAUGGUGGAGUUGGUGGAGAACCGAACACGACAAAUCGACUGGCACUCUGAACUUCUCCUCUCCUCUCAAGAAGUCCCAGAGAGCCACAUUCCCACGACAACAUCCAUGACAACCACCGCAGCCUCCAUGAUGUCGUCCUCAUCAGCCGCCAUCACGCCGGGCAAAACCAGCCACCACGACAAGAAGCGCGACGAGGUCACCCCCGGCUCGGGCGGCGGAGACAAGGCCGGAGGGAAACGCUCGAGGCGUCAGAAAAACGGAGAAAACCGCGAAAGUUACGGAGGCCUGGAUCACGCCGAGGAAGUCGGUCUGGGGGCGUCCCGGGAAAAGAGAGCCAAAACAUCGUCGAAGAAGAAGAAGAGGUCAAAAGGAAAGUCCGAGAGAGAAGUGUCGCCUCCGGACCUGCCCAUCGAUCCAGACGAGCCGACGUACUGCCUGUGCGAGCAGGUGUCCUACGGCGAGAUGAUCGGCUGCGAUAACGACGAAUGUCCCAUCGAGUGGUUUCACUUCUCCUGCGUCGGCCUCCAUCACAAGCCCAAGGGCAAGUGGUACUGCCCCAAGUGUAGGGGGGAGAAUGAGAAGACCAUGGACAAGGCCUUAGAGAGGGCCAAGAAGGAGAGGGCGUACAACAGGUAGCUCGCUCUGUCCGGGCCCCCAUGAACACUGUUAUGUUUAAAACAAGAAAAAAAAAAAAACAAGUUUUAUGUCUCGUCUUUGUUUCCAUUUACUGUCAACACUGUUUUAAAAAGUAAGUCACCCAGAGCGGUCUUUGUAAAUAGUUAUUUUUGUAACUGCUGCAUAGCUGAGAAACCAGAUCGCUCCCCUCCUGGUCGGGAUCAUUGUAAAGACGAUGUGCAUGUAACCAGCUGUCCUGCACUCACAUCCCGUCUGUUUUCAUCAUGCAUGCAAACGCCACUCACUCCAUCACACCCAUACGCCCAAUUAACAAAUAAAACAUUUGUAAACAAA